AAUCAAUAAGAUGAUUUCUCAUAAGAAAAUAACCAAUCCAGAAAGAUCUUUAUCUGAAUCGGCAGUUGUUGAAACGACAAUCUCAAUUAUUUCAAGUGAUAUUGACUCAUCACCUAAACCAGAAAAAAAUAAUAAUGAUAAUGAUUUAGAUGGUAGUAACAAAAUAACCAAUGAGGUUGCGACAUAUGGUUCGCUUUGUAAUUUUAGAGAUUUACCUUAUUGGUGUCAAGAUAAUCGUGAUAUAGUCAGUGGAUACCGAAGGCCAACAUUAUCAUAUCUCAAAUGCGCAUAUUCAUUAUUUUACAUUCAUAAUGAGUUUAGAGCCAUAAUAUUUAUUUGCCUUGCAUUCACAACACAUUUUUACGUGUUAUCAAGGCAAUCAACAAUCACUUGGCAAGAUUUUUUCGUGCUUUAUAUGUUUUUGGCCGGUGCUAUGGUUUGCUUAGGGCUUAGUUCGAUCUUUCAUGUAUUAUGCUGCCAUUCUGAAAGAGUAUGCGCUAAUUGGAAUAGGUGCGAUUAUAUUGGUAUCGUGUUUUUAAUUGUGGGAUCGCUUUAUCCAAUGAUAUAUUAUGGUUUUUUUUGUAAUGAUUCUUUAAAAAUUUUUUAUUUAUCACUUAUAACUGUUCUUGGAAUUGCUACGACAUGUCUAGCAGUAUCCCCAAAAUUUAGGUAUCCACAAUUCAGAUGGUUUCGAACAUUGUUAUUUUUAGCUAUGGGAUUAAGUGCUGUCAUACCAAUGACUCAUGCUGUAGUUCUUUAUGGAGUUGAACUUUGUUUUUUUGUGAUCUCGUUAAAAUGGUUAUUACUAACUGGCAUACUUUAUAUUGCAGGGGCAUUAGCUUAUGGAGCAAGAAUACCAGAAAGAUGGUAUCCCGGAAAAUUCGAUAUUUGUGGUUCAUCGCAUCAGAUAUUUCACUUGUUUGUAGUAGCAGCUGCAUUGGUGCAUUAUUAUGGUGUCGUGCAAUCAAUGAUAUACUGGCAUAAAGAAAACUAUGAAUGUUCGUUGGAUAUUAAAUCGAUGAAAAUUUAA
Molecule: messenger RNA, 1030 nt
Organism: Dentiscutata erythropus
Lineage: Eukaryota; Fungi; Glomeromycota; Glomeromycetes; Diversisporales; Gigasporaceae
Source: the annotation of a GenBank genome assembly